Molecule: messenger RNA, 1341 nt
Organism: Zootermopsis nevadensis
Lineage: Eukaryota; Metazoa; Arthropoda; Insecta; Blattodea; Termopsidae
Gene: Unc50
Product: Unc50 RNA binding protein
Cellular component (GO): Golgi membrane
Source: RefSeq, a predicted model, not a curated record
UGACUGUAUUGAUAGGUUUCGGAGUAAAAAUUCGAAGGUUGGAAUAGGAAAGACGUUUGUGGGUUGUGUAUUGAAGUUAUUGGUUUUAUAUUGGGUAUUAAAACGCUUCAUUUAUAAUUAAAAACAAAUUCCCAUGAUUUAAUGUUGAAUAUAAGGUGGGUUACAGUUUGUAAACUAUGCAAACGAAGUACCAAACAUCACCUGUUCCAAGUCGGAGUCCAUCAUCGCUCAGUAAUAAUUUACGCGGUGGAUCACCUCUUCCAGUCCCAGUUGCAUAUAGGUUGGAUUGUAUGACAGCAGCAGCAAAGAGAUACAAGUAUCUCCGAAGACUCAUAAAAUUUCAACAGAUGGACUUCGAAUUUGCAUCCUGGCAGAUGUUAUACUUGUUCAUUGCACCGCAGAAAGUUUAUAGGAAUUUUCAUUAUAGAAAACAAACAAAGUCACAAUUUGCCCGAGAUGAUCCAGCAUUUUUGGUACUUCUGAGUAUCUGGCUUUGUGCAUCUUCAGUUGGUUUUGCCCUAGUACUCAGACUUGGUUUCUGGGGCUUUGUGAAGUUCCUCUUAUAUGUAAUAUUUGUAGACUGUAUAGGAGUUGGACUCCUCAUAGCCACUUUGUUUUGGUUUAUAAGCAAUAAGUAUCUCAUCAAACCAUCUUGUCAGGACCAGGAUGUGGAAUGGGGAUAUGCAUUUGAUGUUCACCUUAAUGCAUUCUUUCCCCUUCUUAUCAUUCUUCAUGUAUUUCAGCUCUUUUUUUAUGACGUAUUAAUUAACCAUGAAUGGUUUGUGUCAAGAUUAUUUGGCAACUUUUUGUGGUUGAUUGCUCUUGGCUACUACAUCUAUGUAACGUUUUUGGGAUACAGCUGUUUGCCAAUCUUGCAUAGAACCCAUAUACUGUUAUAUCCUCUGACAACGCUGCUGUUGGUGUAUGUGGUGACAGUGGCCAUUGGGUGGAAUGUGAGUCAGACAGUAAUGGACUUCUACAAGUAUCGAGUAUUGUGAUCACUCAACAUCAUGUGUGUGUGUCUGUACAGCCAGCAAGUAAAAUAAUUGCAUCGAUAUUCUUGUAAAUUAAUUUGUUUAUAAAUAGACAGUAAAGUACCUCAGUACUAUAUCUCUACAGUGCAUUGUCUUUGUCAUUCUUCCAUGCCAAUAUAUUGUAGUUCAUGGUGUAUCUUAGUUUGAAUUAACAGUUAAUGUUUUGUGUACUGGCAUUGUAUAUCAGAUACUAAAUUUGAAAACAUGAUGUGAUAUUGGUAUACUGUUCAGAUUAGAAUUGGAGCACAGGAUGGGAAAUACAACUGGAGGAAGGUGUAUUAAAGGGAAUGUCGGUGCUAGCAUUAAA